Messenger RNA from Ochotona princeps (American pika), 3967 nucleotides. It is a transcript of the gene TOX, whose product is annotated as thymocyte selection associated high mobility group box. The transcript has 10 exons. The record is from RefSeq and is a predicted model, not a curated record. Gene Ontology annotation, cellular component: nucleus. The coding region runs from base 433 to 1896 and encodes 487 amino acids. NCBI's taxonomy places the organism in Eukaryota, Metazoa, Chordata, Mammalia, Lagomorpha, Ochotonidae. Gene Ontology annotation, biological process: regulation of transcription by RNA polymerase II; leukocyte differentiation. Gene Ontology annotation, molecular function: chromatin DNA binding.
CGCUGCUUGGGGGAGAGUUGAGCGCUUUUUCCCCCCUCUUUUUUUUCUUUUUUCUUUUUUUUUUUUUCUCCUCUUCUUCUUAAACAAACCACAAACGGAUGUGAGGGAAGGAAGGUGUUUCUUUUACUCCUGAGCCCAGACACCUCUCUCUGUUCCGUCUAAGCUUGUUUUGCUGAACACUUUUUUUUUUUUCAAAAAGGAGAAGAAAAGGAGUUACUUGAUGUAAGAGUGAAAUGGACGUAAGAUUUUAUCCACCUCCAGCCCAGCCCGCAGCUGCGCCCGACGCGCCUUGUCUGGGACCUUCUCCCUGCCUGGACCCCUACUAUUGCAACAAGCUGGCUGCGUCUCCAGCACGCGACAGAGUCGCAGCUCCGAGUUUCGGUCACUCGGGACGCACUCGCGCGUGCACACACAGCGUUUGACGGUGAGAACAUGUAUAUGAGCAUGACAGAGCCGAGCCAGGACUAUGUGCCAGCCAGCCAGUCCUACCCCGGCCCAAGCCUGGAAAGUGAGGACUUUAACAUUCCGCCCAUCACACCUCCUUCCCUCCCUGACCACUCGCUGGUGCACUUGAAUGAAGUUGAUUCUGGCUACCACUCUCUGUGUCACCCAAUGAAUCACAAUGGCCUGCUACCAUUUCAUCCUCAAAGCAUGGACCUACCUGAAAUCACCGUUUCCAACAUGCUGGGCCAGGAUGGAACGCUGCUUUCUAACUCCAUUUCUGUGAUGCAAGAUAUCCGGACCCCAGAAGGGAGUCAGUACAACUCCCACCCGCAGAUGGCAGCCAUGCGUCCCCGAGGCCAGCCCACAGACAUCAGGCAGCAGCCAGGGAUGAUGCCAGCCAGCCAACUGACCACCAUCAAUCAAUCACAGCUAAGUGCACAGCUUGGUCUGAACAUGGGAGGAAGCAGUGUUCCCCACAACUCACCCUCGCCACCUGGGAGCAAGUCUGCAACUCCCUCACCAUCCAGUUCAGUGCAUGAAGAUGAAGGCGACGAUGCCUCUAAGAUCAAUGGAGGAGAGAAGCGGCCUGCCUCUGAUAUGGGGAAAAAGCCAAAAACUCCAAAAAAGAAGAAGAAGAAGGACCCCAAUGAGCCCCAGAAGCCUGUGUCUGCCUAUGCGUUAUUCUUCCGUGACACUCAGGCCGCCAUCAAGGGCCAAAAUCCAAAUGCCACCUUUGGUGAAGUAUCAAAAAUCGUGGCUUCCAUGUGGGAUGGCUUAGGAGAAGAGCAAAAACAGGUCUAUAAAAAGAAAACCGAGGCUGCAAAGAAAGAGUACCUGAAGCAACUCGCAGCAUACAGAGCCAGCCUUGUAUCCAAGAGCUACAGUGAACCUGUUGAUGUAAAGACAUCUCAACCUCCUCAGCUGAUCAAUUCCAAGCCUUCAGUGUUCCACGGGCCAAGCCAGGCCCACUCAGCUCUGUACCUAAGUUCGCACUAUCACCAACAACCAGGAAUGAAUCCUCACCUAACUGCCAUGCAUCCAAGCCUCCCCAGGAGCAUAGCACCCAAGCCGAAUAACCAAAUGCCAGUGACUGUCUCUAUAGCCAACAUGGCUGUGUCGCCCCCUCCUCCCCUCCAGAUCAGCCCACCUCUUCACCAGCAUCUCAACAUGCAGCAACACCAGACACUUGCCAUGCAGCAACCCAUUGGGAACCAGCUCCCCAUGCAGGUCCAGUCUGCCUUACAUUCACCCACCAUGCAGCAAGGAUUUACUCUUCAACCUGACUACCAGACGAUUAUCAAUCCCACCUCUACAGCCGCACAAGUUGUCACCCAAGCAAUGGAAUACGUACGUUCCGGGUGCAGAAAUCCCGCACCUCAGCCGGUGGACUGGAAUAGCGACUACUGCAGUAGUGGGGGCAUGCCGAGGGACAAAGCACUGUACCUUACCUGAAAAUCUGGACUCCUCUCCUUUCUGCUGAGGAAUUCAGGGAAGUGGCUACACUUGUGGAUUGUUUUGGGCAAUCAAGGCCGUUCUCCAUUUUGUUAGAAAAUGCAAGUUGCUAAGCACGUAGGACCAUUCGAGCUUGUGGGUCACCCACUCUGGAAGAAAUAGUCAUGCUUCUUUAUUAUUUUUUUAAUCCUUAUGGACAUUGUUUUUCUCCUUCCCUGAAGAAAAUUUGGACCAUUCAUUCAGACCUUAUUGUUGAUUUUUUUUUUGUUUUUUGGGCUUUUUUUUUUUUUUUUUUUUUUUUUUUUUUUUUUUGCUGUGAAGUGCUAUGCUCUAGUAACUGCCUUAGCAACUGUAGAUGUCUCGGAUAAAAGUCCUGGAUUUUCCAUUGGUUUUCAUAAUGGGUGUUUAUAUGAAACUACUAAAGACUUUUUAAAUGGCUUGAUGUAGCAGUCAUAGCAAGUUUGUAAAUAGCAUCUAUGUUACACUCUCCUAGAGUAUAAAAUGUGAAUGUUUUUGUAGCUAAAUUGUAAUUUGGAACUGGCUCAUUCCAGUUUAUUGGUUUCACAAUAGGGGUUAAAAUUGGCAAGCAUUCAUAUUUUUACUUCAUUUUUAAAAACAACUAAUAGUUCUAUAUUUUCGAAAUAUUUGAAAAAAAGGUAUUCCCAAAUGAUUUUAAUUUAAAAACAAAUUGGCAUUGUCUCAUUGACCAGACAAGAAGAAGUUAGUGUUAAGGGAAGUGCAAACACAUUUAUUUUGUACUGCAGAAAAAUUGCUUUUUUGUAUCACUUUUUGUGUAAUGGUUAGUAAAUGUCAUUUAAGUCCUUUUAUGUAUAAAACUGCCAAAUCUUAUCUGAUAUUUUAUUAGAUGCAGAAACAGAUUGGAAACAGCUAAAUUAUAGCCUUUACAUGUGGCUCUGUGUUAUGGUUUCUUCAUACUGUGUCUGUAUUUAAUCUUUUUUAUGGAACCUGUUGCGCCUAUUUAUGAAAUAAUAAAUAUAGGUGUUUGUAAGUAAAUUUGUUAGUAUUUGAAAGGGGUUUCUUUAAUGUUCUAACUUUUGCUGGCAAAAAAAAAACCCUCACUUUUCAUGUGAAUACUUUAUGAUUUAGUUUUUAAGGUGACAUGAAUAAAGCCAAGCCUGCUUCACAUUUAGCAGCAAGUUAAAGUAAGCAGUCCUUAUUUCUGCAUUUCCUUGGUUGAUGCAAACAAAAAAUUCUUAUAUCCUAACACUUACUUCUCAUACUGUAAGGGGUUUGUCCACAAAGACACAGAAACUGCAAGGCUAGACAGACAGGUCCUCCAACAGAGAAGGAUUGCCAGUGGAUUCUGGAACAUCAGUCCCCAUGCCCCAGAGUAAACUCCAGUCAACUAAAACUCCUCAAGCUGCACACUUUUCAGAAAAUAUUUAAGCAUUGAACCAGGGAUGGGAGGACAUAAAAAGGAAACUAUAUGUCAAGAACACACCUCUAAUGAAAGGUGAGUGACUACAUAGCACAAGAGGAUGAACACGAAAGCCUUCCUCAGCUGACAGCAUUCUGGAUUUUUGCUGUCUUUUCUGUCUACAGAUCAUUUCUCUUUCCAGAAUUCCUGGGUCUCCCGAGAGAAUUCUGGGGAUCUGAGAGAUUUGCUGGGACCCCAAAGCAUGGAGAAUCUAGCUGGGCAUUGCAAAACUUUUAUACAAACAAAAGCUGGGAGAUUAUCCGCUAGAGGAGAUUGUAUCCAGCAAAUUGGUCUGGUUGGAAAUCAAGAAUGGCCGACAUCUCUUCCAUGAAAUGUAUGAAAUAAAUUUAGCAAUUUAACCAAAUACAAAUAUAUGCAUUGUGUAAUCCCAUCAGAAUUUAAAAAGACAAAAGGUAUGCUUGCUUUGGAAUGAUUUUGGGCAUUGUACAACCUUUAAUCACUUGAGCAUGUAAUAACUAAUAAAUAAUGCAGAUCCAAUGUGAUUAUGAAAAUGACUGUAGCUGAGAGCGCUAAUUUUCCUGUCUUGAAACUGUAUAGAACUCAUGUGAUUAAGUUCACAGUUUAUUGUUUGUCUGUUUAGUAUUUUAGAAAUAUACCAGCACUGCUAAUUAA